AUGUCCGCAGUCGAGCGCAUCCCGUGCGAGGUGCUCGUGGGCGAGGUGACGAGCUCGACCAAGCUGGCGAUGGCCGAGCUGGAAGCGGCUCCGCUGGCGACGGCAGCCUGGGGCGCCCUGCGUGGGGUGGAUGACGUGGAGCGCAUGACCGAAGCUGGCCUGGUGCCUGCCGACACCGUCCAUGCGUUGUGGGAGCAAAAGUCGCGGAUGGACGCCGUCUUUGACGCUGGCAAGGCCAAGGCGUACUACACUGUCCGCGCCGCUCUCCUCGGCGAGCCGGCGCCGGCACGGUUCUGGAACAGGGCAGGGACCAAGCUCGACGAGGUCCUCGCCGCGACGGGCCUCCUUGCUCCGGGCUCCGUCGAUCGCUUCGAAAACUUGUUCUUUAUUGAUCUGUGCGGCGGGCCGGGCUCGUUUGCCCAGGUCCUCUUCAAUCACAUGCCAGCCGCAGACGGUGCAGGCAUCACCCUCGAGAGCCCGGGCGUCGAGCCGCACUCGCGGUGGUACUCGAAGCUGGCCUCAUGCGACCAGUUCACCCCUGUCCGCGGCCCGCAUCCCACUUCCACUGGCGACAUCCUUGUCGAGGACAACAUCAACGAACUCGCAAAGGUCGCCGCCGCCAACGGCUUGGCCAACAUUGUCGUCGCCGACGGCCUACUCAAGGCCCCGUCGGGCACCCAGCACAAGGAGAACUUGGAAGAGCUCUUCUGUGCCCGGAUCAUCGUCGCACAGCUUGUCGCCAUGUUCCGCACUCUCCGUCCCGGAGGCGCCUUUGUGCUGCGCCUUUCGGACGUCUUCUCCGAGUUUACCAUCUCUGUCGUCUUUGUCCUCGCCCAGGUCUUUGACGCCGUCCGCAUCGUCAAGCCGCCGUCGUCGCGCAUUGUCUCGUCGGAGCGCUAUGCUGUCUGCACCGGCCGCAAGCCCGAGUCUGAUGAGCUGGCCUUUUGGGCCUCGCGCGCCACCGCGGUCUACCGCGCCGCUACUCCGUUUGUCCUUGCCACCGCGCUCGUCGACCCCAAGCUGUACAAGGGCGACGAGGCGUUCUGGUCGUCGCUCGGCAAGACCGUCGCCGACCACGCUGAGCGCCAGACCUCUGCCCUUAAGGCCAUCAUGGACGGCGUCGACGAGCUCCUUGACGAGAGCUCUGAUGCUGCCGCACGCUUUCAGCUCGCCAUCGAUGAGGCCAAGCUGCCCGACGCUGACGCUCCCACUACUCCGCCAGCACCGCUCGUCUGGACACCAAACAUGUUCUCGCGCAAGCGCCGUCGCAGCGUAGACGCCGGCUCCAACGACCGUCGCCGGUCACGCGGCGACCGCGGCCGUGACCGCCGUGACCGCGACCGCGACCGCGACCGCGACCGCC
Molecule: messenger RNA, 1363 nt
Organism: Thecamonas trahens ATCC 50062
Lineage: Eukaryota; Apusomonadida; Apusomonadidae
Exons: 1
Biological process (GO): 7-methylguanosine mRNA capping
Cellular component (GO): nucleus; cytoplasm
Molecular function (GO): methyltransferase cap1 activity
Source: RefSeq, a predicted model, not a curated record